AUGUAUUUUGCUUGUUAUAUAUUAACUGCAGAUUCAAAGUCGUACUACCUCCAAUCACCACAAAACAAUUUCCAGUCAGUCAGAAUGAGUUCAAAGAGUGAUAUGCGCGUGCCUAAGCCUCCUAAACCACCUGAGAAGCCGUUGAUGCCGUAUAUGCGGUACAGUCGUAAGGUGUGGGAGCAAGUGAAGAAUUCGAACCCACAUCUGAAAUUGUGGGAGGUGGGUAAGAUUAUUGGUCAAAUGUGGCGUGAACUACCUGACGAUGAAAAAAUGUUGUACAUGGAAGAGUACGAUGCUGAGAAGACACAAUAUACAGAGUUGUUACGUCAGUACCAUACUUCACCGGCUUAUCAAGCCUGGUUGCUCGCAAAGGAGAGAGCGGAGAAAAGCAUGGAGGAACAAGACCAGGAACGAAGACAAUCGAUUUUGAGAUCAAGAGAUCGUGGUAAUGAAGUCCCUCAAGGAGACUUAAGGGAAUCUUACAUCUUGGAAGAUAACGAAGAAGAUACUGAAGAUCAGUACACUGCAAAACAUGUAGCUGCAGCUCGUUUCCAAAGAAAUCACCGUUUGAUGCUAGAAGUGUUGAGUGAUGCUAGACUCCCUGAUCCUGGCCAAUUGAUAACCCAGAGCAGAUUGGACAUGUUGCGCCUGCAAGUGGAACAACUGAGAAAUCACAAACGCAACCUAUGUCAAGAGAUUGACGGGUGUGAAGCACGUCACCAAGCCAAGGUUCAACGUAUCCGUGAAGAGUCCGAGCGUUUUCGACUAGAGUACGAGAAGAUCAAAGCAGGACGGCCAGUUAUCACGGAGUCUCAGUUUGCUGAUAUGAUAGUAAAGCGAAGCAGGAUAUACAGCGUGAGGAGGAAGAUCGGAAGUCUCGUUAUUUGGCGGAGUUGGAGAUGA
This is a messenger RNA of Trichobilharzia regenti, 903 nucleotides long. NCBI's taxonomy places the organism in Eukaryota, Metazoa, Platyhelminthes, Trematoda, Strigeidida, Schistosomatidae. The record is from the annotation of a GenBank genome assembly.